Molecule: messenger RNA, 3331 nt
Organism: Talaromyces stipitatus ATCC 10500
Lineage: Eukaryota; Fungi; Ascomycota; Eurotiomycetes; Eurotiales; Trichocomaceae
Product: RNA polymerase II mediator complex subunit Nut1, putative
Exons: 7
Coding region: 146-3298 (1050 amino acids)
Biological process (GO): regulation of transcription by RNA polymerase II
Cellular component (GO): mediator complex
Molecular function (GO): transcription coregulator activity
Source: RefSeq, a predicted model, not a curated record
UAUGAUAUGAACCUGAUAUUACCCCAGCAUAUAUAUUCCGGAUUGAAGAGCUCGAAUAGGAUCAAGCUCGAAUAGUAAGCGAGCAUGUGCUUUGCUUCUAUGCAAAUCAUAUAUAUCAACUAGCCUGACAACGCUAAGCUCAAACAUGAAACCAAUAGAGCAAUGGAGGAAACUACUCCAUGAAUGUGUGUCUCGUCGAAUUGAGGUUGAUGUCUUCCGCAGAUUAGUCAAAAUAUUGUCAAGACGUGCACCGUUACAGCAAGCAUCUCUGGUCAACGUGCUUCUUGGCUCACAAUCCAUCACUGCAGAGAUAUUUCCUUAUGACCCGUUGAUACCACGGUAUGCCACUGCAUUACGGAAAUUGGGUUUGAUCAGAAUCUCAACGUUGCUCGAUGGGCUACGGAGACAGUCAUUCAUUGAGGGUCAAUCUACCGCAGUUUCAGAUCAUGACAAAUCAGCCACGGAGCAAAACCAAAAGGCGGUACACCGUUCAACGCUCAUGACUGAUACCCGGAUUGUGCAGGAUUUGAUAGCGCCGUUGUCAUCGACUAAUCUAUCUUUCAGCACGCAUGAUGUUCAGAGUAUAUUCAUGGUAACUGCCGAAUGGAUUCUGGAUGUGGUCCGUUGGCAUUCUGGCAAUAUCAGCGAGGAUCAUCAAGAAGGCGGCUUGACGAGCUCGCCAGAUGCAUUGGCUUUAUUCGAAUCUCUGGGAAUCCUGUUGGUAGCUUUAUCGGCAACCGCAAAGGGCCAUGAUGUUCUGACUUCGGAGAGUGCAGCAGAAUUCAAAAUCCCCCUUGGUCAAGCUCUCACUGCAUACCUGUCAACAUCAGCUACAAUAUCCCUGAAUCUAAGAAAUCGACUAGACAGCUUGCAGAAGGGUUACCAAUUAUAUGGGGGUCCGGCAUCCAAAGACCUCGAUAUACAGAUGAUGGAUGGGAUGAAUAUGAAUGGCCUUCAGUUUGAAGCAUCUGUAUUAGAUGGUCCGGUAAUCGAUUCCAGGGCUGGUCUUUAUGUAUACAUUAAUGCCUUGCUUGUUGGUCGACCUCUCAUUGAUGACGAGAUGCUACUGAGCUAUUUGUCUAAUCGUUAUGGGGGCCAUCAAGAAGUUCUCAUCCAAGAGUUGAUUACUGCAACAUUCGACGUAUUAUCCAAUGCAAUGUACCGAAAUGAAUCCGCCCGAAACAUGUUUGUAUUCCGAUCAUUCCUGGUCAAUAAACUACCACCUUUCCUCGCUGGCAUGGCAGCUACUUCAAUAGAGCAAAUACCCAUGGAGAUGUGUAUCAGCCACGCACUCAACCGAGUCGAUCCGAAUGCGUUCCCAUCUUUCUCUCAGAUGUUUGAGAUGCAAGGAAACACGGUAUUGUCAGACGUCCGGCAAGAAUUCUUAUUUGCAUGUGCUCUCCAUCGCUUGAUCCCUGAAACUAGUAUUGAGCGCUUGUUGGGCGAGAACCCAAUGCAGACACUGCCUGUCGGUGGUAGAUAUGUUAAGAAUGAUAUCGUGGCACAGAUCCUUUCAAAUCAAGGCGUUGCUGACCGUUUGAUAUCGGAGAUUGAGUUGAUGGAAGGCAAUGCAGGCGCUGUUGUCGCUGCAGUAACGGAUGUCAUACAUUCACUUUGCGAACAAAAGGAGACAGUGACGCUCAAGGGUAUAUGCAAUUCUCUAUCUCGGCGCCCUCAGGUCCUCGACGCAAUGUUACUGUUUCGCAGUCCCAAGAGCAUACUACAGCCUUUGUGUACACUCUUAGACUCUUGGAAAUGGGAUGAAGACCAGGGUGAGAGUCAGCCGGUGUAUGACGAAUUCGGCAGUAUAUUGCUUCUUGUCCUUGCAUUCAAAUAUCGCUACGACCUCAGUCAGUAUGACCUCGGUGUUACCGCCAGCAACUCAUUUGUAUUGAAACUCCUCGACCGAGGUUCAACCAGUAUGAAGUUGGCUGGCCUCGAUGCCCAGCAAAACAAGAAUGUUGGCGCGUGGAUAUCCGCGCUCUUUAUUGCAGAGGGAAUCAGUGAAGAGACAAUGUCGUCAUGCAGUCCACAGGAGUUUUAUUUACUUGUGGCUACUUUGUUCAGCCAGACAUUAGGCGCUUGUGAGGUGGGAAAGCUGGAAUUCGACACCCUGAAAGGCGGGUUUGAGUAUUUACUUGAGCCGUUCUUAUUACCGUCACUGGUCUUUGCACUCAAAUGGCUGGGAAACUACAUCUGGGAAUCGUCGGAAGCAGAUCUUUUACUGCUCUUGAAAGUGCUUCAUGCUCUCGUUAAACCGAAUUCGAUAUCAGGAGAAGCAGAGGCAUGCCAUCAGAUGGUAUUGAACAUCACCGCGCGGAGCCUUGAGGAACAACUGAAAGAUGUACGAACACGACUUACUGGUGGUCGCACAGAUCUCCACUCGGAUAUCCAGCCAAGUCCGCAUCAAGAUAUUCAACACGAAAUUCAAUCCCUUCUUGACAUCCUUGACCCGUACUUGUCCUUCCAAUGCAACGGGAAUAGCCGUCGGUCCGAACUUGAUUCCUGGACCACACAUGCCGAUGGUAUUUGUGGAGUAAUCAGAGUCACAUUCCAAGGCUUGAUCAUGUGGAGUGCGAGUGCGCAAAUGAGCAUGUCUCCUCACACAUACACGCACCGACUGAUCCUAGCAGGCAUACGCUUAUCUACAGCAUCAAAUGUGCUAUCAGUUUUACUCGACGAGCUCAAAGCCCAAGCCGAGGAAGCCAGUGGCAGUCUUGACCUCGCAAUCGAUAUCGCAGCAACGUUGAUAUGUGUACCGAUGCCUGAAUCUUUCGCGCAAGAACAGACCAUCUACCAUCCGGUAGAUACCACCAAGGAAGUAUUCCCGCGAUGUCUGCUGUUGACUCUCCGCCAAGCACUGAUGGUACAGCAUCAGAACGUGCCCAAACUCGCCGAAAAGGACCCUUCUCGCGCCGAAGUGAUUGUCAGAUUGACCCGGCGCGUAAACGCACUUUUGACACCACCAGCACACGUGGGUACUCUCGACGUGACAAACAUUAUUGACAAUAUGAACCUGGAGGCUGCCGCAGCAGCUGCUGCUGCAGGCGGCGAUGGAUUGGAUCUCGGCAAUGGUAACGCAAACGGUAACACGAACAAUUUAGGAGGCGCAGCAAACGAAUCCAUAGAUCAGAUUCUCAACAAUGUAGUCACAGCAACAGCCAACAAUAACGAUCAUGGCAAUGAGCAACAUGAUCUUGAUACUACGGGUAUGGAUACGAGUUUGGAUGAUAUAUUGAACGCGGCGCAUAUGGGUAAUCCAGAAUUUUUGGAUUUGGAUAUGGAUGGGAUGUUUUGAUCAUUUGAUGUGAUUUGAUGUAGUAUCUACGAA